Molecule: messenger RNA, 3612 nt
Organism: Hypanus sabinus (Atlantic stingray)
Lineage: Eukaryota; Metazoa; Chordata; Chondrichthyes; Myliobatiformes; Dasyatidae
Product: probable G-protein coupled receptor 139
Exons: 2
Coding region: 2119-3156 (345 amino acids)
Biological process (GO): G protein-coupled receptor signaling pathway
Cellular component (GO): membrane
Molecular function (GO): G protein-coupled receptor activity
Source: RefSeq, a predicted model, not a curated record
UGCUUCCUUGUUGUUCUUUUCAUCAAGGCCCAGCACAGACAGUAGCCUCCAUGCUGGCCGUAACGGGAACCCACUACAGUCGAUCUCCAUGAGGAACAGCCACGUCCGCCAUCCUUUGUCCCUGCACUCCGGGACUAACAGUGUCAAAGCCAGGAUUACUGGGGAAGUGGCCCGCCUCCCAGCAGGUUUUUCCGAGAGUGGGUGGAACCUUCAACACCCAUUGCCCCAAUGGUACCUGUAGUAAUGGAGGGACUGCAGGACACACCAGAGCCGGGGGUGUGGGGCUUGUGUGACACGGUAUUCUGACCCUUUGACGUGGCCCAAUUGAGUGCUGGAGUGGUGAAUGAGAUGAUUCUCGGAAACUUUCCCAGUGCAUCCAGCAGACAGGAUAACUCACGGUUUAUAUGAAACGGAGGAAGGGAAGCUAACCCUUCUCUGUCUAACUUUAGCUUUCCCUUCAGCCCUGCCGGAGGAACAGGCACCCUCCCAGGGGACAUGGGGUGAUGUUCAGAAGGCACCAUUAGAAGCUGCUGGACUAAUAGAGGUGACAGUGAGGUUUUGCAUAACUGCAGCCGGUGGAAAGAACAGAAAAGAUGUUCAAGACUUUUGACAUCUUGGUUAGAGUCCCCCAAACACAAACUAAUCCAAGAGUUCAUACUCUCGAGGAGAAUGAUAACAGUAGGUGAUUCAAUACAAUUUGACAAGCUACAAUGACAUAAUUUACUUCAGUAUUAUGUUUCUCAAAUGGCUCCAUUGAAGUACAUAUUUAGAGUGGGAGAAUAUUGAAUUGAUAAGAAACCACUGAAGGUUCAGUCACCUUUGUUGGGACAAACUAAUUCACAUAAACAGUCCACACAUUGCACUAGUUAAUUAUUCAAUCGCAAUCUGUCACCACGGGGAUUGCAUCUGCCUGACGUAAUUGGUUUGUAAAUAAUUUUAAAACAGCUAUUUUUAAAUCUGUUAUAAUGUGUCCCUGUGGAGUCGCUAAAUGGUAUUAAAAACCGCAGGCAUGGGCUGCCUUUACAUUUCAUUCCAAGAGAUCGCCUGUAGGACAGUGCGGACAGGUCACUGGACAGAGAAAAUGCCUGCAUUGUUGGAUAGGUACUGUAGUGUGGAGAAAAUAUUGUACGUGUUCAUCGCCGUCAUUGGAGUUCCUGGUGAGUGAGCAGAGCAAUUCAUGUUUGGUAUUUCUGUGUGUUAACCAUGUGAAUCUGACAAGCUUCUAACUUGAUGAUCAUUGUAGAAAUAUCCGUUAGAGAUUUUGAUCCUGUCAGUUCAACACUCUGACUUUUCAUAUUUAAGGACAAGCGGAACUAAACUCCUGUCUCUCAUCAAACUCACGGGAUCGACUCGAACGUUGUUCUUACCUUCAAUGACACCUUGUCCGGAGUUGUCCCAGUGUGGGGUCAGGCAGCUCUCCCGCAAGCUGUGACUGGGAUGGGUUUACAUUGUAAAGUUCACUGUUUCUGAGUUAUUGAUCAGAGAGAACCCCUGGUCCUGUGUUUCAUAUCUCCCUGUGGAGUCUGUCACAGUCGGAUCCCACUGCCUGUCGGUCAAUAAUUGGGUCUGAUCAUCUGAACCAGUGCCAACGGAUCUGCUGACGAGAGUUAUCGAAUUGAACUGCGCUGUGGAAUUAAUCCAUUAACGGAGCCGCUCAGCCUCAGGUUGCUCAGUUGUUCCUGCUUUCCUUCUGAGACGCGUCGUAAAUUUUCACCAGGACACCUCUUCGUCCUGGAGAAAAGUCUCGGCCCAAUACCAAAGUUUGUUCAAUUCCAUGUACAGAAUGCUGCCUGACCUGCUGAGUCCCUCCAGUGUUUUGUGUGUGUUCCUCUCCUCUGCAUGCCUUAUCGGCCCCAUCAUUUACGAGUUUCCAGGGGCCAGGUCAGUCACGAUUAAAUCAGUGAUACCGGCCAGGUCAGGGACAGGAAUCGGGAUCAGCACCGACCUAUGUUGUUCAUGAAGAUCGCUUUUAUCGCCGACGAUUGUCCACACAUUGUCUCAUCUCCACACUGAAGAAGGCAGGUCAGAGACAGUGUGACCAGUGUCCCAGGUUAGGUUAGCAGCCGUGCACUGACUCCACAACGCCUGGUCUUCAGCUGAAACCCGAUCCCUUGAGGAAUGCGUUCAGUAAUGCCCUCUGUCUGUUAUCUCUCUCUCCCUCACUCUCUCUGCUCCCUCGCCCUCCCACCUCCCCUCUCCCUGUCUCCCUCCCCCUCACCCUCCUCUUCUCCCCCUUUCCCACACGCAGUGAAUUUAUUGGCGAUUGUGAUCCUGUCUCGGGGAAAGUGCGGCCUCUCUACCUGCACCACUCGCUACCUGGUGGCCAUGGCAGCGGCGGAUCUACUGACCAUUUUCACCGCGGUCAUUCUGGGGCGAAUCAAAUCCUAUUACUUCAGGUGGAGUUUUCUGAGCAUCACUCCUGUGUGCAGUGUUAUCGAUGUACUGAGCUUCACAGCCACACACUGUUCUGUCUGGUUCACCGUCGCUUUCACCUUUGACCGGUUUGUCGCCAUUUGCUGUCAGAAGCUGAAAACAAAAUAUUGCACCGGGAAAACUGCGGCUGUGGUUCUAACAACAAUCGGCGCACUGUUCUAUCUGGAAAAUGUUCCCCGAUACUUCACACGGCAACCCGGGGUGAUCAUCGACAAUGUACCGUGGUUCUGUGAUCUCAGGGACAAUGUUUUCACUGACCCCGGGUGGAUAGGAUAUGACUGGGUCGAUACGAUUUUAGUUCCAUUCCUCCCUUUCGCUGGGAUCCUGCUGCUCAACGCUCUGACAGUCAGACACAUUUUAGUGGCCAGUCGGGUCCGUAAGGGGCUGAAGGGUCAGAGCAAGGGGGAGAACUGCAGUGACCCGGAGAUGGAGAACAGGAGGAGGUCUGUGAUUUUACUCUUCACCAUCUCCGGCAGCUUCAUCCUCCUGUGGAUGACAACUGUUGUAAAUUUCAUAUAUUAUCAGGUCUCAGGGGAAGGAUUCAGUUUCAAUGAUUCUGAAUGGAUCUUUAUCUACGUCGGGGUUUUGCUGAGUGAUUUCAGCUGCUGCACCAACACGUUUAUUUACGCGGUGACUCAGUCAAAAUUCAGGGAACAGAUAAUUAGGACGGUGAAAUAUUCUGUCCCCUCGGUGCUUCAUUUUAUUAAUAAAGCUGCGUCCUGAGCCCAAGCCGGACGCGACCACAAUUUCUCCAGUCCGGAGGCAAACUUCUCACAUUCACCGCCUGAUCUCGCAGUUGUUAUUCCGGGGCCGACUGUCCGACUGACCAGCAGGUCUGGGACAUUAGGAUAGUGUGUUUCUGGGGAGGGGCAAAGCACUGUCCUGGUCUCGCCAGAUGUCAGUCAACGAACUACUCUGAAAUGCCAGCCAUCCAUUGGUCUGGGAAUAUGUCCAUUUAUCCCUAUUCCCGCCCUCCAACCUCACAGACCGACUUUCCCACAAGACAGCUGGUGUUCUAGUCUGAUGCUGGUAGGAUAAUCAAAUGUCAAGCACACCAGUUUCCGCCUUCCGCUUGAAUGAUUGGCUAACGUGCAUAUAAAUAGGGCGGGUUUUGGAUACAUGGUGGUUGGUACUCCAAAUUAAUGCACGUUCCCGCCACUAACUGGACUGGAAUAUGGU